Molecule: messenger RNA, 816 nt
Organism: Gaeumannomyces tritici R3-111a-1
Lineage: Eukaryota; Fungi; Ascomycota; Sordariomycetes; Magnaporthales; Magnaporthaceae
Exons: 2
Coding region: 165-647 (160 amino acids)
Cellular component (GO): cytoplasm; nucleus
Molecular function (GO): protein tyrosine phosphatase activity
Source: RefSeq, a predicted model, not a curated record
CGCCUGCGGGGUUUGUCUCACGUCAAUCAUUCGACUGGGCUGUGCAGAAAACCAAUCGCAUCCAGCAAAGACCACCCAUCAAGGGCCGCGACAGACCGUUGGCUCCCACGAUCAGGCAGGCAUUGUGACAUCUAGACCAGAUUCAAGCAAACCCUGGGAACACCAUGUCGAGCGAGCAGCAGCAGAAGCCCGAGGCGCAGCAGCCCUGGUGGGCGGCGUUCCCCGCCCCCAAGUCCGACUGCGCCAGCCUGGACCCGGCCGAGGUGCUCAAGCUGCUGGAAGGGGAGGGCGGGGACGGCACGCCAAAGGACUUCCUGCUCGUCGACGUCCGCCGGACGGACUGGGAGGGCGGCACCAUCGCAACCUCGAUAAACCUGCCCGCGCACACGCUGUACCAGACUCGCAGGGUCGUCUACGACCUCUGCAAGAGAGCAGGCAUCAAGCGGAUCAUUUUCUACUGCGGAUCUUGCUCCCACGGUGGCAGGGGCUGGAAAUGCGCCGGGUGGAUGCAGGACUUGCUCGAUGAGGUGGGCGAAAAGGAAAUCAAGGCAUUCACCCUCGGGGGAGGAAUAAAGGCGUGGGUAGCCCAGUACGAAAGCAGGCAGAUGGAGUGGUACGAGGCGGCAGCAUGGGAACAGUCCAAGUAGAGGCGCGCUAGUCUCGCCGCCCCCUUGCGGGACCGCGUCGAUGCUCAGAUUUCAUGCUGGGGAUGCAUGCACCAUGACUCUUUCUAUAAAAACUUUUUGUUUCAACCGCCGGGUAUCACUCCUCUUCCGGAAAAAGAGCCCUCUAAGAAAGAUCUCGGGAAAAACAACG